Messenger RNA from Alternaria conjuncta, 636 nucleotides. RefSeq lists its product as uncharacterized. Lineage: Eukaryota; Fungi; Ascomycota; Dothideomycetes; Pleosporales; Pleosporaceae. The record is from RefSeq and is a predicted model, not a curated record. The coding region runs from base 1 to 636 and encodes 211 amino acids. The transcript is spliced from 2 exons.
AUGCACGAUCAAAAGGAGACCACUCCCCUUCUCCCUCUGGUUUCUUCUUCACCACCGCCAUCCACAUUGUUCACAGGCGUCCACAACUACGAGAUCGAAGACAAAAUGAGCACAACGCCCAAUUCACCACCCACCUUACCUGUACCAGCAAGCCCUACCCCUCCUGCCACGUCAACAUGGCCCCGGGUCACCAGUCUGUUUAAGUCUGCGCCUCCAAGCUGGGCCAACCCGGCCACUGGUGUACGCAGCGAAGAAGUGCAGUCUCGCAUGGACGAAGCAGGCCAAGCGGCGGCGCACGUACGCUGGCAAAGCACCAGAGCCACCAUUAUGCUCAUCAUCAAGGCCAUCACCGUCGUCAUCUGUGUCAGUUACGCAGCCCCGCUCUGGAAGGCCUACAUCGAAAACCACUCAACCGUCGCCAAGGGUUUGGACGCUUCCAUACCACCAUUCAACGUCACGGCAGCUCGUGACGAGCUGAUUGACGAUGUCCGAGCUCACUUGUACAACGCUGCAACGAACGAAGCAAGGGAGAAGAUGAUUGACGAGAUUCAUCACUCUGUGUUCAAGAUGGUGAUGAACGCAAUCGACGCACAAAACAACCGCAACGUCAGGGACGCUGUGUUUCGACAGCAAUGA